AUGAAUGUGCGCCAACGACAUAUCGGACGUGAGGCUGAUGCUGGAUUGACGGGACGUGAAGCUGAGUCAGCGACCACACGUUGGGUGGAUCCGCUGGAAUUGAUGAGAGCUAAGCUGGAAUUGGAGGAUUUGGGUUUUCGACAUUGGCUGUUAAUUUUACUGAUUAUUGGUGGAAUUUAUGGAUUUGUUGUUUAUGAAGACAAACGAAUGCCAGCAGUGAAGCCAGCCGGGCAGUAUGAUGAAUUUUCGGAAGAACGGGCUCGCAUUCUUCUGCGUUCGCUCACCGAUCUCGGCCCUCGUCCUAGUGGUUCCGAGAGCUGUGAAGUACACUUUUUGUAUUAG
This is a messenger RNA of Gongylonema pulchrum, 342 nucleotides long. NCBI's taxonomy places the organism in Eukaryota, Metazoa, Nematoda, Chromadorea, Rhabditida, Gongylonematidae. The record is from the annotation of a GenBank genome assembly.